AUGACAUCACUCAGAGUGGGGUCCUGACAGAAAAGAUGGCUGCCUCCGUACUCAGCAAAAGGACGGCAUUACUUGUAGAUGCAAUAUCUUUUUCUUUAAAUACAUUUGCUCCGAGGAUUUCUUCUUGUGGUGUCCUACAACAGAUCGUUAGCUACCAUGCAAAGCUUUCAAAGGUAAAUGUAAAGGAACCGUAUAUUCCCGAUAAACAAAGCGAAAGAACGCCCGUGUGGCAAAAGACAGCUAAAUAUGACCGCAAGCUCUUUGGACGGUACGGCGCAGCCUCUGGUAUCGACCCUGCAAAGCUUUGGCCAAGCCACUCACAACUUGACGAAAUUAUAACAGAGGAAAAAGAAUGGCAGCCGUCCCUUGAACAAAUGGUGCAGAAUAUCACAAUCAAGGACAAGGAACUGGCAGAUAAACGUCGGGCAAGAGAGAAACUGAUCGCUGCAAACAUGGCCAAGAUGCCACAAAUGGUGGCUACCUGGCGUCGUGAGAAACGGGAGGCCAGGGUAAAGCAGAAGGACGAAAAGGCUAAGCGGGAUCGGCUGCUGGCUGAAGCCAGGGAGCGUUUCGGCUAUGCCAUGGACCCACGUAGCCCCAAGUUCCAGGAUAUGAUCAAAGAGAUUGAGAAGGAAGAGAAGAAAAAGAAGAAGCUCCUGAAACGGAGAAAGCGGGAGGAGGAGGGUGGCCAGGCUGAGGGUGCCACUGCAUCUGGGCCAGCAGACUCCUAAUGCUGAGCCUAAGGCAUGCAGAUGGUUGUACAUAAGAGUCUUGUAUGUUUGGACAUUAACCAUUGUUUUACCAGUUCAGCUGAAUGGAAAGCAUGGUAUAACUGUGUAUUUUUUUUCCAAUAAAUUAUCGUACACAAUA
Clupea harengus (Atlantic herring) is the source of this 870-nucleotide messenger RNA. It is a transcript of the gene gadd45gip1, whose product is annotated as GADD45G interacting protein 1. Lineage: Eukaryota; Metazoa; Chordata; Actinopteri; Clupeiformes; Clupeidae. Gene Ontology annotation, cellular component: mitochondrion; nucleus. The record is from RefSeq and is a predicted model, not a curated record.